UUAAACGCCGGGGGAUCAGACAUGUCGCAAUAUAAGUACCUCUCGGGUUUCGGGUCGCACUUCUCCUCCGAGGACGAGCGGUAUCCCAAUUCCUUGCCUGUUGGCCAGAACUCACCUCAGGUGUGCCCCUACAAGCUCUACGCCGAACAGCUCUCGGGAAGUGCCUUCACAGCUCCAAGAACCGAAAAUGUGCGCACCUGGCUGUAUCGGAAGUUGCCCUCAGCUGUCCACCUUCCAUUCCAGCCCUUCGAAGGAGCCAAGUUCUUUAGGCAGAACUGGGAUGAACAACCACCAAAUCCCAAUCAGCUUCGUUGGAAACCAUUUGAUCUGCCACCAAAGAAUGGGAAGACUGUAGACUUUGUGGAAGGUUUGCAUACGGUUUGUGGUGCUGGCGAUCCCAGAUCUCGUCAUGGUCUUGCCAUACACAUCUACUCUUGCAAUUUCUCCAUGGAUAACUCUGCUUUUUACAACAGCGAUGGGGAUUUCUUAAUUGUUCCACAGCAAGGUGUUUUGGAUAUAACCACUGAGUUCGGAAGGAUGUCUGUGGCUCCCAAUGAAAUCUGCGUUAUACCUCAAGGAAUACGAUUUGCUGUUAAUGUGGAUUCCCCUUCCAGAGGUUACAUCUUGGAGGUCUAUGAUGGACACUUUGUUUUACCGGAUUUGGGUCCCAUCGGUGCUAAUGGUUUAGCUAAUCCCAGAGACUUUGAAACACCUGUGGCCUGGUUUGACGAUCAAGACAAGAAAGACUUCCAGGUAAUAUCGAAAUUCCAGGGUAGCCUCUUUGUGGCAAAACAAAACCACAGCGUCUUCGAUGUGGUGGCUUGGCAUGGCAACUAUGUGCCCUUCAAAUACGAUUUGUCCAAGUUUAUGGUGAUCAACUCAGUGAGCUUCGAUCACUGUGACCCCAGCAUUUUCACCGUGCUGACCUGUCCGAGCUUAAGGGCUGGAACAGCUAUAGCCGACUUUGUAAUAUUCCCACCCCGCUGGUCCGUACAGGAGCACACCUUCCGUCCACCCUAUUAUCAUAGAAACUGCAUGAGCGAGUUCAUGGGUCUGAUUCUGGGCAAGUAUGAGGCCAAGGAGGAUGGCUUUGCUGCCGGAGGGGCGACACUACAUUCGAUUAUGACCCCGCAUGGCCCGGAUGUUAAGUGCUUUGAAGGUGCCUCGAAUGCAAAGUUAGUGCCUGAGCGCGUGGCUGAGGGAACACAGGCCUUCAUGUUUGAAUCCUCUCUGAGUUUGGCCGUGACCAAAUGGGGCGAGGAAACCUGUCAAAAGCUGGAUGCAGCCUACUAUGAGUGCUGGCAAGCCUUGAAGAAUAAUUUCCAAAUUACUAAAAACUAAAAUAAUUUUACACACGGUGACAAUAAUAAAAGGACAUGUAAUUUCAUAGGUAAA
Messenger RNA from Drosophila rhopaloa, 1395 nucleotides. It is a transcript of the gene hgo, whose product is annotated as homogentisate 1,2-dioxygenase. The record is from RefSeq and is a predicted model, not a curated record. Gene Ontology annotation, molecular function: homogentisate 1,2-dioxygenase activity. The transcript has 8 exons. Gene Ontology annotation, biological process: L-phenylalanine catabolic process. Gene Ontology annotation, cellular component: cytoplasm. NCBI's taxonomy places the organism in Eukaryota, Metazoa, Arthropoda, Insecta, Diptera, Drosophilidae. The coding region runs from base 22 to 1341 and encodes 439 amino acids.